Molecule: messenger RNA, 2517 nt
Organism: Kwoniella botswanensis
Lineage: Eukaryota; Fungi; Basidiomycota; Tremellomycetes; Tremellales; Cryptococcaceae
Exons: 5
Coding region: 1-2517 (838 amino acids)
Source: RefSeq, a predicted model, not a curated record
AUGUCAUACAACGAUAUACGAUGUCAACUUUUCGAUUUGCUUGGGUCACGAUAUCCUACCAGCUGCCAUGUUGGUUCAGUCCCCAAGUCCAACGGAUCAGGAUCUGAAGAUUCAAUAGGUGAUGAAGAUGAAAUGGAGAAGAGAGGUGAGACAGCACCGGAUGGACUUGUUUUAGCAGAUUGGCAGACAUAUCUAUCGUAUGUUACCACUAUCAAUGAUACACCAUACACUGUCACUACGAUAGCCAAUCUUCCCUUGACCUAUUAUGGCCCAUCCAUACCUCUCGGUGAUGGCUGGACCUACGGUGGACUCACCUCUCCUACCGGUACCGAAAAUAUUGCUCCACCAAUGAUUGAGACACCUGCGUCUUCCACAAUCACCUCUCUCUCUAACCAAGAUUCUUCUCCGAUCAUUUCCAAUAGUCUUCCUACAGCCUCGACUAGUUCAUCCACCUCAUCACGAUUCUCCGUUCAGUUUACAACUCUCGCUGCCUCUUCAUCAACUCCGACCUCUAUUCCUCUCACCACCUCCUCUUCCUCCACAACUUUCGCCCCCGAUACCAUCAACCAUCACUCACCUAUGCCAACACAAUCCACUAGUCCUACCCACACUAGUUCGGAAGAUCGAAAUCUCCUCGCUCCCUUACUCGGUGCACUGAUACCUCUGGCUCUUGCGAUCCUCGUAAUCCUGAUCUUUCUCUGUGUAUACCACAAAAAUCGGCAUUCUCGUGAUUCAAGAUUCUUCGGUCUUUUCUCCGGGUCAAAAUGGGCUUCUCUACCUUCAAAUCCUCCUGGUGGUCCCAUGGGUAACAAAGGCAAAUCUCGUGAAGUUGGUGAAUCGGCGGAUAUGGUAGGAGUAGGAGCAAAGUCACCAAACGAAAAAUCAGCAUUGUUACCUGGCUGGACCGCACAGCAUCAUCGACAUAAUUCCCAACAAGAUUUGACUGAAGUUGACGAUGAGCUUAGGGAAUUAGCUAAGAGGAAUGAUAGCUUGUUGCAAAGAUUGAACCUCGGUUUAGGAUGGUUGAAGACCACUCCUACACCUUCGAAUUCUUCGAGUUCUUCUGGUGGAUCAGGUGGUAGAAAGGCCAGUGGGAAUACUUUAGAAAAAGGUCAAGGUAAAAGGAUCUUCUCUCCAGCUACACUCGCUUCUGCUACUGCGGCACUAGCUACCACCGGUCUAGGAAACAAAAGAAAUAAGAGGAAUACCAAUCUCACCGCCUCUACUGAAGGUUAUGAGAGGGUCUUGGAGGAUGAUCAGCUGUUUUUCUCCGUCCCACAACGAAACGAGUCGUCGGAUUACUCGAGAUCUAGGACAGGGAGCGCAACAGGAUCACCAUCGAUGCCUCAAGACUUAUCACCUCGACAGAAGAGGUUAUUUCCAGCCGCUCAGAUUAGAGGUAUGCGAUCUCAAACUUUCAGUGUUGGUGUACCGGUGACAUCUGGUACUGACGCUCAAGAUCUUUCGAUGGAAAUAGGUGGAGACAGUAGACGAGCUAGAUGGUCUGAGGACGGAGAGAGGAUUAGGUUUCCGGCUCCUCCUGAGACGGCUGGUGUCGGUUUGGGGUUGUAUGAUGGUGGGACUUUUGGGAGACCUCCCAUGAUAGGACAAGGGGAUGAAGGAGAUAGAAGAGAAAGCUAUAUAAGUGCCGAGACCGAAUACUACUCCGCGCCAUCACAUGGCUCAUCACCCGAAAUUUCUUCACGAGGUAUUCCCAUCCCACGAGAUACAGAAGAAUAUCGUCACGUAUCAGUCUCAGCAUUUGGUUCGCACCCUUCUACGCCUACUCGACCCGGUCGAUUCAGUCAACAUGAUUCAUCCCAGACCCAUAGGGGCAUCAGUCCAGUAAGACUUGUAUCGCCGGGUGUAUCACCUUCCAAAACCACCAAACCUAGACCUAUAUCAGGUAUAGGAAGUACUUUCCACUCCAUACGUAAUUUGUUCUCCUCCACACCCACGCCUUCUCCCGAUGUUCGAGAUCAAGGAAGUAGUAACAAAGAUAAACGGAGGAGUUACGUCGGACAAUCACUUGUGGAUGAUAGGUUGAAAAAAGUUAAUAGAAGUAUGGGAGAAUUUGGGGAGCCUCUGAGACAAGGUGCUUUGGUUGCACCAGCCUUGGUCUCUCCUCGCCCCUCUCACUCCUCCGAACAAGCUUCUCUGCACCUCUCUAUCCCCUCCCAACACCACUCGCAUUCCUCUCACACCACUUCUGGAUCCUCUUCAAAUGACGCCACAGAAGCCUCUCACGAGCCUGUGGUAAGAGGUAAACGGAGUAAAGGGAUGUUGAUCCGAGCGUCCAAGAUUGGCGAAUUAUCUAGACCUCAACCUUUACCUAUCCAGGUUGCUAGUGGAAGCUCACAUGUCGGUGGAGGGAUAAGGAAGCAUCAUCAGAGAGAAUGGGAAGAGAAUAUAGAUGAGUUUAUGGGUGAGGGUGAACCCUUGCCGCCUUUGACGCCGGACUGGGAGGGGACGAGAGACAAGGGGAUGAGAUGGUCGGGUAGAUGGUCUACCAACUAA